ACAGCAUGUGAGAGCCCUCCUGAGCACAUCAGUUACACCAGAUGCAACUGCUGUAAGGAAGCAAAAGAAACAUUUUCUGAAACCGCGAAGCUUUUUUAGAGCAAGAUGGAGAACCCACUUCUUUUGUUCCCCCAUCUAAACAAUUCUGCUUCAAAGGAUAAAUCCUAUUACAAACUCGUGAAAUCAACAAUUAAAGAAGAGCCACAUAAGGCAAGCAAACCUGGAGCUAAACAGAAGAGAAAUAGGCUGAGCCUUCUCCUGCAGAAAUCUGAAUUCCAUGAAGGUGAUCAUCUUGGUAAACCUGGAAACUUGACAAAAGCAGCCAGUGUGUCUCCUGAAGAAGCAGUGAAAUGGGGAGAAUCUUUUGACAAACUGCUUUCUGAGAAAGCUGGAUUGGAUGCCUUUACGAAGUUUCUGAAAACUGAGUUCAGUGAGGAGAACAUUGAGUUCUGGAUAGCUUGUGAGGAUUACAAGAAAAGUAAAACUGCACAUGAACUUUUGCCAAAAGCAAAGACCAUUUACGAAACAUUCAUACAGAAAGAUGCUCCGAAGGAGGUGAAUCUGGACUUUCACACCAAAGAAGUCACAAGUCAGAACAUUGAACAUCCCAUCAUCACCACCUUUGAUGCUGCACAAAACACAGUCUACAGGCUGAUGGAGCAAGACAGCUACCCACGCUUCCUAAGAUCUGAUCCAUAUUUAAAUUUGGUUAAGGGGAGAAAUCCCGGUCGUCCUACCCUUAGGAGACGAUCACGGUCUUUUACUGUCAAUGAUUUCCAGGGUGUACGACCAGACUUUCAUGUUUGGUAACAGGGAAACUCAACCCUCAUAAAUUCUAGCUACUGCAGCAACUCAUAUGUGUUUUAAAAUCCAAAUCCUUAGUAGGUGCAAAUGAGUGGAAAGCAAAGUUACAUGCAUUUAUAUCAGGUCAGAGUUCUGUAGCCGGUGAUUAAUCUCAUUUAUUAUAG
Messenger RNA from Tauraco erythrolophus (red-crested turaco), 968 nucleotides. RefSeq names its product regulator of G protein signaling 18 (gene RGS18). The record is from RefSeq and is a predicted model, not a curated record. NCBI's taxonomy places the organism in Eukaryota, Metazoa, Chordata, Aves, Musophagiformes, Musophagidae.